AACGGCUACGGAGCAGACAUUCAAAGUUUCAACCAUCAGCUUUUGACGCCAUCAAAGCACCCUACCCUUAACUGCCAAGAGUAAAUUCUUUGACCCAACCAAAUUUCUAGCCGUUACCACUCGCUCCCUCGCUAUAUCAACUUAAAAAGCAUUCACAUCUCCUUGACCAAUUAAUCAUAUGAUAGAUCGAUUCCAUGGCAGAGGUUGAACCAAUCUUGGUUGCAGGCUCCGGAUGCCCAGAAAUGAAUCAAUUCCCCGCUGACACCGCCGCCGCUUGCUUUUCUUCUUCUCUGGCAUUCUCUCUGUUUGAUGAUAGUUCGAAGAAUCUUCAAGGCACAGCGAAUGGUUUGAAGAGAAAGAGACCACUCAAGAUCGAGAUCCCUAAUGUUCUGCGAGAAAUUUCUAUGGACGCUUUCAAGGGGAAAAUUGAGAGUGAAAACGAUGGCGCCAUCUGCUGCUUUACUGGUUCUAAUUCUGGGGUUGGGUUUGGUGUCUGUUCCCUCAAGGGCAAGAAGAAGUUCAUGGAAGAUGCCCACAAGAUCUUUUCUUCUUCAAACGGAGAUAAGGUAUUCUUUGGGGUGUAUGAUGGGCAUGGAGGAGGCAAAGCCGCGGAGUUUGUGGCAGAUAAUUUGCAUCUCAACAUUUUUGAAAUGUUGGGAAAAGGUGAAUCAAAAGAGGAAGGUGUUAAGAUAGGGUAUCUGAAAACAGACGAGGAAUUCUUGAAACAGGGGUGGGGUAGUGGUGCAUGUUGUGUGACAGCAGUGAUUUGGGAGAGGGAGAUGAUGGUUUCAAACUUGGGUGACUGCAGAGCUGUUGUGUGUAGGAGAGAUGGUGUGGCAGAAACUCUCACAGCCGAUCACAGGCCAUCGCGGGAGGCCGAGAGAUCAAGAAUUCAACAAAAUGGUGGAUAUGUGGAGUUCCAUCGCGGAAUGUGGAGAGUUCACGGCACGCUGGCUGUUUCAAGAGGCAUCGGCGACGCUCAUCUCAAAGAUUGGGUGGUGGCAGAGCCCGACACACGGAUCCUACACUUGACUCCAGAAGUGCAGUUUUUGGUCUUAGCAUCUGAUGGGCUCUGGGAUGAGGUUGGCAAUCAAGAAGCAGUGGACAUUGUGAUAAAGCAAAUACAGUCUCAAUCUCAGUGGAACAUAGGCAGCAGCAGCAGAAAAUAUUGUUCCUUGGUUAAAUCAGAGAGAAGGAUAUUCCAUCCAAAAGGCCGUAGUAGUAAAUUGUGCCAGAAAAUAAACAAACCAUGUCGGGAAAGCCCAAACAAACAAGAAGAAGAUGAUGAUGACGAUGAACCAUCCUGCUCUUCUCCUCCUCACAAGACCAGGAGAACUUCUGAGGCAAAGAAACUGAAGACGAUGAUGAUGAGAAAAACCAGCAGGAAUGAGAAUCAGAAGCCAGCAGUGGUCAAUGGAGGUGGCCAUGGCCUUUUAGGCGCAGCUUGUAAGGAGCUUGUCGAUCUUGCUGUGAGUAGGGGUAGUUUGGACGAUAUUACAGUCAUGAUAGUUGAUUUAGCAGCAGCAACAGCAACUCCUUCAUGAAUCCGAUCCACAAGAACAAGCUCACAUAAACCAUUACACAACUGCUACAGAAGAGCUUCACUU
This is a messenger RNA of Andrographis paniculata, 1607 nucleotides long. RefSeq names its product probable protein phosphatase 2C 14. The transcript is spliced from 5 exons. Lineage: Eukaryota; Viridiplantae; Streptophyta; Magnoliopsida; Lamiales; Acanthaceae. The record is from RefSeq and is a predicted model, not a curated record. Gene Ontology annotation, molecular function: cation binding; protein serine/threonine phosphatase activity. The coding region runs from base 195 to 1544 and encodes 449 amino acids. Gene Ontology annotation, biological process: protein dephosphorylation.